UCGAGAGGAUUAGCAUCAUGGUGAUCCUGCUCAACUGUGUGACACUGGGCAUGUACCAGCCCUGUGAGAACAUCGAUUGCACCUCGGACCGCUGCCAGAUACUACAGGCCUUUGAUGCAUUCAUCUACAUCUUCUUCGCCUUGGAGAUGGUGGUAAAGAUGGUGGCUCUGGGGAUCUUUGGCCGUCGCUGUUACCUGGGCGACACCUGGAACAGACUGGACUUCUUCAUAGUCAUGGCAGGGAUGGUAGAGUACUCGCUGGACCUGCAGAACAUCAACCUGUCAGCCAUUCGGACAGUGAGGGUUCUUCGGCCGCUCAAAGCCAUUAACAGAGUGCCAAGUAUGCGUAUCCUGGUGAACCUGCUGCUAGACACUCUACCCAUGCUGGGCAAUGUGCUGUUGCUGUGCUUCUUCGUCUUCUUCAUCUUCGGGAUCAUCGGGGUGCAGCUGUGGGCGGGGCUCCUGAGAAACCGUUGCUACCCUGAGGAAAACUUCACUGUCCCAUCAGGUAUGACCCUGCCUGCGCCAUACUACCGGCCAGAGGAAGAUGAUGAACGACCCUUCAUUUGCUCCCUGGCUUCCGAUAAUGGCAUAAUGUCAUGUACUGACGUGCCAGCGAGGCGCGAAGGAGGACGCAUAUGCUGCCUGGAUAAGGAGGACGCUCUCCACAGACAGGCGCUGGGCCUGAGUCCUGAGCCUCUGGCUAACAGUAGUGGUGCUGGUGAAGCAAUAGGGCUAUGCAUAAACUGGAACCAAUAUUACACUCGGUGCCACACUGGGAGUACUAACCCCCAUAAAGGUGCCAUCAACUUUGACAACAUUGUCUACGCCUGGAUUGUAAUUUUCCAGGUGAUCACUCUAGAGGGCUGGGUUGAGAUAAUGUAUUAUGUUAUGGAUGCCCACUCCUUCUACAACUUCAUCUACUUCAUCUUACUCAUCAUUAUCGGUUCAUUCUUCAUGAUCAACCUGUGCCUAGUGGUUAUCGCCACCCAGUUCUCAGAAACCAAACAGCGGGAGCACCAGCUGAUGCAGGAGCAAAGGGCGCAGUGCCUGUCCUCCUCCACCUUGGCCAGCAUGGCUGAGCCUGGAGACUGCUACGAAGAGAUCUUCCAGCUGGUCUGCCAUGUCCUCCGCAAGGCUAAGAGGAGAUCGGCAGCUCUCUAUUACACGCUGAGGGGCAAGCCCCCGCCGGCUGGUGGAGGCAGGGGUAACAGGCGGGGUGGAGGCAAUGUGAACGGAGAACGGCAUCAUUUGAGGCAUCCGAGAUCGUUCCACUGCCCCCACCAAAACAAGCCAGACCACGACUCUCAGCCACUAGCCAAUUCCAUCAGUCUGUCUGUCCCUCAAAAUCCCGAGGACUGCCCUAUAUGUGCGUUAUCGUUGAAGGAGGGAGUGAGGGCUGUGGGAGAUUCCGCCAAUGGCGAGGAAAAUGAAGAGGAUGUGGUUAAGGAGACGAGCAAAGAGGAGAACCACUUGGAGGAGAGGGGAGAUGGAGAGAGGAAGCGGAAAAGGACGUGCUUUGGACAUUGUAAGGACCUCUGGAACGGUAUGAGGAGAAAGCUUUGGGGCAUUGUGGAGAGCAAGUACUUCAGCAGGGGCAUUAUGAUUGCUAUUCUCAUUAACACCAUCAGUAUGGGCAUCGAGCAUCACAACCAGCCUGAGGAGCUGACCAAUGUCCUGGAGAUCUGUAACAUCGUCUUCACCAGCAUGUUCACGCUGGAGAUGAUCCUGAAGCUCACUGCCUUUGGCUUCUUUGAAUACUUGAGGAAUCCGUAUAACAUCUUUGAUGGCAUCAUCGUCAUCAUCAGUGUGUGUGAGAUCAUUGGCCAGGCAGACGGUGGUCUGUCGGUGCUGAGGACAUUCAGGCUUUUGAGGGUCAUUAAGCUGGUGAGAUUCAUGCCUGCGCUGAGGCGGCAGCUUGUGGUUCUGAUGAAGACGAUGGACAAUGUGGCCACCUUCUGCAUGCUGCUUAUGCUGUUUAUCUUCAUCUUCAGCAUCUUGGGGAUGCACAUAUUUGGCUGUAAGUUUAGCUUGAAGACAGAAGCAGGGGACACCGUGCCUGACAGGAAGAACUUUGACUCCUUGCUUUGGGCUAUCGUCACCGUUUUUCAGAUUCUCACCCAGGAGGACUGGAACAUGGUGCUGUACAAUGGCAUGGCGUCCACCUCUCCCUGUGCCGCUCUCUACUUUGUAGCUCUUAUGACGUUUGGAAACUACGUGCUCUUCAAUUUGCUCGUGGCCAUCUUGGUUGAGGGUUUUCAAGCAGAGGGUGAUGCAAAUCGCUCCUACUCAGACGAUGACAGGUCUUCCUGCAAUUUCGAUGACAGUGACAAACAGAAAGACUCCCUGCACCUAUCAGACCCAAAGAUAUGUACCCUGACUCCUAACGGGCACCUGGACAUGUCCCCGUUGCCUGCCGGUUUGUUUCCAGGAGAGAGGUUGACCUUUGCUCUCAGCUCCAGGAAGAAUAGUGUCAUUUCUCUUGGCAGAGCCAACCUGGAGCAGAGGGCUGUGUAUCCAGGUCGAGGUUACCACAACUGGGGCCGUCCUCUGCCUCCCCAGCACCAUGCCUUGUUGACCCGCCGCUCUAGCUGGAACAGCCUAGGAGGCCGGCCGUGCUCCUCCUCAUCCCCCUCUGCUAGUCCUGGCUUCACCCCGACUUCCUCAAGGCCCUUCUAUGGCUAUGGCUUGGGAGGUCUAGGAGGGGUGGUCGGAGGAAGCCUGCGAAUCCGAGGUCCCCGUGCCUCCUCAUCCCCACACCACCACCUACAUCAUAUCCAGCCGGACGAGGAGGAGUCUCUUCUCUCCCCACCUGCUGUCGCUCCCCACUCCCUCCACCUUCCCCAUCCCAUGCUCCCAGGUUCUUUUGGACCCAGGAGAGACCGGAGAGCUCUAUCACUAGAGCUGCCACACCUGCUCCAGGUGCCUGGACAAACUCACCCUCUGCAGCACCCCCUUCCCUCCAUGACUCUUAAUGCCAACCACAGAAAGAAGAGCCUCUCUGGAGGGAUGAUAAUCAGCAGCGGUGGCAACUUCGGAGGGCUUCACCAAGACUGUAACGGGAAGACUCCACUGUCACAGCUCCUCCAGCCCCCGCCUAGACAUCCAACCGAGCAGGCCGGAGGGUCCAAUCCCCAGAGCCACCUGAUGGCCGAAGUCUUCCCCCAGGUCAACGCACGGAGCAAGGACCGAGAGGACCUGGAUGAUGACAUCGACUAUAGCUUGUGCUUCCGCAUCCAGAAGAUGUUAGAAGCGUACAGACCAGACUGGUGUGAGACCAGAGAAGACUGGUCCGUCUUCCUUUUCUCCCCGCAGAACAAGUUCAGACAGAUGUGCCAAUCUAUCAUUGCCCAUAAGCUGUUCGACUACGUAGUACUGGCCUUUAUCUUCUCCAACUGCAUCACAGUGGCUCUGGAAAGGCCCAAGAUACUACAGGGCAGCUUGGAAAGAGUGUUUCUUACCAUCUCCAACUACAUCUUUACUGCCAUCUUUGUGGGCGAGAUGACACUCAAGGUGGUUUCCAUGGGUCUGUAUGUGGGAGAACAGGCUUAUCUGCGGAGCAGCUGGAACAUUCUGGAUGGUUUCCUGGUUUUUGUGUCUUUGAUUGACAUUGUCGUGUCCAUGGCGGGAGGGGCCAAGAUCCUGGGUGUGCUCAGAGUGCUCCGGCUGCUCAGGACACUGCGUCCCCUCAGAGUGAUUAGCAGAGCCCCAGGCCUGAAGCUAGUGGUGGAAACUCUCAUCACCUCCCUCAAACCCAUUGGCAACAUUGUCCUCAUCUGCUGCGCAUUCUUCAUCAUCUUUGGUAUCCUCGGGGUCCAGCUCUUUAAAGGCAAGUUCUUCUACUGCUUGGGUCCUGAUGUCAAAAACAUCACCAACAAGUCUGACUGUUUGCAAGCCAACUAUAAGUGGGUCCACCAUAAGUACAACUUUGACAACCUGGGACAGGCUCUGAUGUCUCUGUUUGUACUCGCCUCCAAAGACGGCUGGGUCAAUAUCAUGUACCACGGUUUGGACGCCGUGGGUGUGGACCAGCAGCCGAUAACCAACAACAACCCGUGGAUGUUGCUGUAUUUCAUCUCCUUCCUUCUCAUCGUUAGCUUUUUUGUCCUCAACAUGUUUGUUGGCGUGGUGGUGGAGAACUUCCACAAGUGCCGUCAACACCAGGAGGUGGAGGAAGCCAAGAGGCGUGAGGAGAAACGUCAGCGGCGUAUGGAGAAAAAGAGGAGGAAGGCUCAGAAGCUGCCCUACUAUGCCAGCUAUGGCAACAUGCGCCUGAUGAUCCACACACUGUGCACAAAUCACUACCUGGACCUCAUCAUCACCUUCAUCAUCUGCAUCAACGUCAUCACCAUGUCCUUAGAGCACUACAAUCAACCUCAUUCUUUGGAUCUUGCCCUGAAAUACUGCAACUACUUCUUCACCUCCAUGUUUGUGCUGGAAGCAGUGCUCAAACUCAUUGCCUUCGGCGUCCGUCGCUUCUUCAAAGACAGGUGGAACCAGUUGGAUCUGGCCAUAGUGCUCCUGUCACUGAUGGGCAUCACGCUGGAAGAGAUUGAGAUCAGUGCUGCUCUGCCCAUCAACCCCACCAUCAUCAGGAUCAUGAGAGUACUGAGGAUAGCAAGAGUGCUGAAGCUGCUGAAAAUGGCAACAGGAAUGAGAGCCCUGUUGGAUACAGUAGUCCAAGCCCUGCCUCAGGUGGGUAACCUGGGCCUGCUCUUCAUGCUGCUGUUUUUCAUCUACGCCGCCUUAGGAGUAGAGCUUUUUGGAGAACUAGUUUGCAAUGAAGAUUACCCAUGUGAGGGUAUGAGUCGUCACGCUACCUUUGAAAACUUUGGCAUGGCCUUUCUUACAUUGUUUCAAGUCUCAACGGGUGACAACUGGAAUGGCAUUAUGAAGGAUACAUUGCGGGAGUGCCCACCAGACCACGGCACUGAUGUGGACUAUGCCUGCAAUCCAAGCCUUCAGUUUAUCUCGCCCAUGUACUUUGUCUCCUUCGUGCUCACCGCCCAGUUCGUGCUCAUCAACGUGGUGGUGGCCGUGCUGAUGAAGCACCUGGACGACUCCAACAAGGAGGCCCAAGAGGAGGCGGAGAUGGAUGCAGAAAUUGAGCUGGAGCUGGCCCAGGGCACCCUCUGUUGCAUGGGCGCCCCCGGUUGCGGGGGUGGGGGGGUGGAUAAAGGACUAGUCGUUGCUGGAUCGGGGCCUGGAGGCACAGCGGGAGGAAGAGACAGAGGAAGUGCCCGAGGAGAGAGAGGAGAAGGGGUGAGAAAGCUGCGACACGCAGUGACUGCUGCGCACCAGGGACCAUAUAACUCCAGUGACUCCAGCCAGACUAUGUACUCACCAGCACAAGAGAGCCAGUGGUUGGACAGUGUAUCUCUCCUGAUCAAGGAUACCUUAGAGGGGGAGAUGCUGAUGAUCGACAACCUCUCCGGUUCUGUCUUCCACCACUACUCCUCUCCUCAGCUCAUCUGCAAAGACUGCAAGGGCCACCCGCAAGAGCAGAUCAGGAUGGCAGAGAUUGAACAGGCUUCCCUGAAGUCAGAGCAACUUUCGGACAAGUCCUCAUCCCCUGCCCUGCCGGAUGACCUCAGCCUAGAUGAGCAUACUGCCUACCAGCUGCUGGCGCAAGAGGGCGAGGUAAAGUGCAGCAGUGACUCUCCCAGCUCUGAGGAGGUCGAAGGAGGAGGUCACCAGAUUCAGACUGUGGUGCAGAGCCAGCCAUGCAGAGCCCUCAGCACAGGCAUUGAGAUGGAGAUCGUACUGCAGGAGAUGGAAAUGCAAACACACGAACCGCGUGUUUGUUCACCUCAGUGCAGCCCAGCAGCCAUCCCAGUACCUCCCCGCAGUAGAAGCCUACGUUUGUCAAGAGGCCUUAGGCUGGCCUCCCGAGCCUCCAGAGCCUCGUGGGCUUCGUUCCGCUCCCCUGGAGCCCAUAGAAAGAAGCUCUGCACACAGUACCCCUCCCACAGUGAUUCGUCCCUCGCUACAGGCAGCUCUGAAGGCAGCCUUCAGACCACCUUGGAAGAAGGACUGAGCUUCAGUGUGUCCCCACCUCAGAACUUAGACUUUCCACUGUCAUCAGCUCCAUUGCCGCUUAUGUGUCCUCUCCCUCUGCCUGAGGACACCACCUCCAUUUCUUCCCCAGUCCAGACCCUGAGACCAAGACCGAGCCCAUCGUCGGGUUUAACCCUUCUGGCCACCAGGGGUCACCAGCGGAGUCAGAGCAGCGGGCGUGGCAGCACCAGCCCUGGGUACACCCGCGAUGACUCGAUCGACCCUUCAGAUGAGGACCUGGGCAUAGGGAUUGGAUCGUCUAUUGGCGGUUGUGGCUCCAGCCAAGCAGGCAACAGUGAACACUUGUCAGAGGCACUUAGCAGCUUGUCGCUGACAUCACUGCUAUCACCCAGCUCCCUGGUGUACCCAGGAGGAGCAGUAAAGAAGUGCAACAGCACAGGCAGCCUGGACCAAGGGGGGAUGCUGCUGUCUUCCCGGAGCAGGGAGGGUCGUAGGGAGAUUAUGGGUCUGGAGCUUAUGGACCCCCAAGGCUUUUUGGCCAACCCCUGGACUGGGGUUGAUACAAGAAGAGGAGAAGGAAGAGGGGAAAUAGGAGAUGGAGAUCAAGGACUAAAGGGGAAGAGCUCAAGCCAAACAACAGUAGGGCCUUGUCGAAAAAACAGAUGAAACCCAAUGUUUCCUUUUUGUUUGUCUCUCCAUUCCUUGGAUCUGAACCCAUUGCUAUCCCUCUCGCUCUCUCUGCCUCAUCAGUGAGAGAAAGGUCUGAUGACACACGAUUCCAAAACCAAACCCUCAUCUUGCCCCCUUAACCCAUUUCUAUACAUUCGUGACAAGCCCAUGUCCUAUUUUGUGCUAUCUAUGGGAGUGGUUUUGGUUAUGGUCUGUUGGUGUGGAAGUGGCCUUUUCAAGGUCCAAGAGCUUCUACCAACUUGGAGGCUGUACCAGUAUGGGAGGCCAUGGAAGCUUCUGAUCACACAGCAAACCCAGAAGGAGAUACAAAAGGGUUUGAACUCAAAGAUACAACAAAGAAUCUUCAUGUUGCUCGACUGUAAUUUCCUUUCUCCUGAUGGCUCGGGUUCACUGAGAUUAAAAAUGCAAAAACAGAAGUAACCAAACAAGAAAUAGCAAUCCAUGCCAACAGAGGGUGUUUUGAUUCGCUUAUGUCUCCAAGGCAGUGUGGCAAAUACGCGGGCGGAGGCUUUGUGAUGGUGGAAUAUAUGAAGGCGGAAGAAAGACUGGGGCAAGGAGAAGGCAGGUCAUUUGUUUGGCUGGAAAAGCAGAAAGCGGAUCUAAUGUCCAUCUGUUCUGGCAGACGGAAACAACAGGUCUUACUCACUCUGGCACAGGCGCUUCUGCUGAGAUCAGAGUAAAAUGUGAAGGGUGGAGGAAAGUUCAGGAAUGUGUGCUCACGUUUGUGUGUGUGUGAGUGUGUGUGAGAGAGCACCGCCUCAGGUAUCUAAGGCAAUGAAUUAAAUCAUUCUCACCGCUGCACCGCACCUCUGUGUUUUUGAAACCAGGGGGAGAGGUAUCAACUGAGGAAAAGUUUCGCACGUCUGUCAGCUUGGUCUUCAGUGGCACCGGGAAAUGGAAAUAAAUUAACAGACUGUGGAGGUAUAACUGUGCAUGGAGUGAUUCGUGAAAUUGGUUAUUUUCCUUUCUCUUGCCAGCAUCUCUCACUCGUGAACAUGAAGAAAUAUAGUAUAAAACGGAGAGCUAGGUUGGAUGGAGCUUCACAGACGCGGCCAGGAGAAACAGUGUCGUGUGAGCGGACCAGCUACGCCUGCACUGGAAAAUGUGGUUUGCAGCUCCCUCGCUCAAGUGAGACUUCAAGCACACACCUUUUUUGACCCCACUUCCUCUCACUAUGUUUAAGGAUUUAAAGCGAAUGGACAAAAAAAAAAGAAACCACACACACACAAAAGUGUUGCAAGGGUCCUUGACUGCAUGAUGGGAUUGCAUUUAACCAAGAUUUUUAACUAUAUACAGAAGUGUAUUGAGAUGUCAAUGUUGGGUGAUAACCAUGUGAUUUCUAUUCCACUAUUUUUGUAGAAAAGAGAAUAGGCACGUGCAAGUGUUGCCGUUAAUUUGUCCCGAUUUAAUUUAACCCAUGCAGUGUCUUUGACUUUGUUGUCUAGGACUUUUUUUGGUCUGCCAGUGGCUUCCAAGUUUUCUAACAUUUUUCUAAGGUGUGGACAGUGUAUAAAACAACGAAGCAAAAAAUUUCAAACAAACUCUGUGCGCUGAAGUGAUUGUUCCCUCCAGCACAUUUCUCUUUGGGAACGCUGGUUCCUCACGAUUUGAUUUUUCUAGAUGUUGGAGUCUCAGAGGACAACCAGAGGUGGGAACAGCCAUACUCACUCACCACAUGGGGACUGUCUAGCUCACGGACAUUCCCUGCACAAAAGGGAACUUUGUUUGCUUUUAGUCUCCUAUGCUAAAAAAACAACAACAAAAAAAACCACACAAACAGUGUACACCAUCUCUAUGAAAGCUUUAAUUUGAGCGUCACACCAUAACAUAUCGAUUACGGGCACAUUAGUGUUCCUUAAGCAUGAUUCUGGGAUUGCAAUACAGUAUGCUUAUUCUUGAAACGACACCGUGAUGCACUCAGCCCCCCCCCCCCCCCCCAUCUUUUCACACAUACAGUAUGUUGUAGCAACCUUUUCAUGCACGGUGGUUUGAUGCGAAAAGCUGAAACUGUAAGAGCGGAACGAGACUUGGCGUCUUUUUGGCUUCCACCACUUGAUUAACUGCUCCAUCCAAAAAGGAGACGUUCAUCUUUAAGCCUGAUUUCUAAGAGGUAGACUGUUUUAUCCCUGGCGUUUCGAUCAUUACCUUAUUUUGUUUUUUUCCAUUUCUCAAGAGGAAUGAGGUGAUGUGAGAAAAUCUGAGGGUUUGACCUUUUUUAUCAUGCAAAAUCACUUUGAUGACUAUGUUUUAGCAUAUGGUGUUGGGUAUUAACGAGUGAGGCAUUUGCGUGUGCGCGUGUGUCUGUGUGAGGGACUGUGUGUGCAUGUGCGUUUGUGACUUCAGGUAAAGUGUUUGCCUUUUUCCUGAAAUGUCCUGUUUGUCAGUGAGGAUAGCUGGCGGGGUUAAAGGUCGAAGAGGGAAAAAACACAAAGCAACCAAGGGCUGUUUUAGCAUUAAAGAUAUAUCCUCUUAUCUUUCUGAGACAAAUCCUUGUGUCAGUGAAUAUGGCAUCAAAGGUUAAAGCCUGACUACACAGCAAUAAAUGUUCUAUGUGUAUGCCCUGAGUAAAUGAUGUCAAUGUGAUUUUUAUCUCCUCGGAUUACAACAGUACUCAUUUUUGUCUGUUUUUGCUUCUGCACGUCUAAACUUCCAACUGGUCGGAUAGCACCUCUGCCCUCUCCAAAACGAGUCGCUAGAGAGAUGGGCUCCAAUUGGAUAACAUGAGUAAAUGAGGUUAACGAACUCAGGUCGGGGGGUAAAAACCACUAGUUUAAAAUUUAAAGAUAGCUGUAAAGCUGUGCUCAGACAGAAAGCGAAGCAAAUUCUCGCCUUGCUUUAUUCGCACAAGUUUGACGGCUUGAGUGUUUUGUGCACUGUGCGCUCACACACUACAGGCGUCGGACGUUAGAUACAACAAGCAGAACAGUGCACCAAAUUUGUGCGUCAGCAGAGUGUGCCUUCAUGCACUGUGUGUGUGCUACAGCUCUCACUUAGACUGAUGUUCAAGACCCCCCCCCCCUUGUCUCCUUUUAUAUUUAUGAGUACAAAGGUUCAGCAAAAGCACACAUCUUUCCUAACGUGUUUUUUUGCUCCAGUCCAAGCUGCCUUGAUCAAGCCUGCGUCCCCCUGUACACUCUGUAUUGUAUGCAGUCAUGUCCGUCUCUUAAAAAUUUGCUUCACCUUCAGUCUGAACACACCUUAAGAGUGUACACUUCACGUUUGUACAUAUCUUUGUAUUUUGAUCUGCAUGUGUGCAUUGCUGCCAGUGACCAUGAAUAUAUCGUUAGUAUGCAUUUCAUAAAACUGUACAAAGGUGAAGGGAAUGCCCCGAUGUUUAUGACUGCUGCUAUGAGACCACUGGAGAAUCAGUCACAAAAAAAAAAAUGUUUCUCCUCCAACACAAAUUAUAAAAUGAUAAAAUAUUACAUUUUAUGUAAAAAAAUCACACACAUCCAGUCUUCAUUUUUAUGCCUGUGUUUUGUUUUUUGUUUUUUUCCACAUUUAAAUUAUUAAGCUUGUGGUAUGACAGCCAGGAGUAAAGAGGUUGGAUUGUGUCAGGCAGGGAAGACAAAGCCAACAAGACUGCACCAAAAGCUGUCUGCACCCGACAUGGACAGCUGGACAGAGUAAAGCUAACAGACAGCGCGAGAGACCGAGGUAGUGAGAUGGUGCAGGAGUAGGAGACUUCUCCAGACAGCUUGUCAUCGGCAGUCUUGCCCAGCGGAGCCGUCAGCGCGAGAGAGCACAUUAAGCAUGCACGCUGAACUCAGAGGUGUUGUUUACCUCACACCCUCAACCAGCCAGCCCCUCCACCUCAUCUAACCUCUCAAAACCUGUUCUCCCUCCAGGCCCCUGUCCUUCAAAUGUCACCGCAGGAGAGUGGAGGUGUGUGUGUGUGUUUGUGUGGCGAGUGGCAAAAGUGCACGAGUCUCCAAGACUAUGUGUGGAUGCAACUGUAAGUGUGCAAGUGGUAGUGUCAUUGCUUUGGUUAUCUCCAGGUCCUGUCAUCUGGAAUUUUUGCAGCUUUUUGUCUGGCUUCCUUCCAAUGCCAGAUGAGUGCAAGUAGCCUCUUGCAACAUUAACUCCAAAGGUCAAUAUCCAUGCCUUUGGGGGACUGGUGUGCUUAUUUGAUUGAUUAUUUCCCAUGGCAACGCACAAGUCCCCUGACACAUCAGGCCUCGUUUGGUUAAAAAAAACAAAAAUGAAAGACAAAAUGUUCACCACACCUAGAAACCUACUGCUUUACUUCACUGUACUUCUGUGCAGCAUGAGAACACUGUGUGGAAGGGAGAUUUUCAGACUGUCAAAGCUCGCUCUUGUUUUAUUUACAGUAUGUCUGAUGAGAAAAAAAUGCUCCAAACACCUCAGUCGAGCUGUUUUCAGUGUCUUGGAUGAAAUGUAUUAAAGUGGGUUGUGAGGGGUUCUUUUCAAAAAAUAGGGGAAAAAAAACUUUUCUCAUCUUUCUAAAAUUUGUCUGCCAAAGACGUUAGGUCAGAAGGUAGUCGAAAAAAUUGAGAGAAACGGCGUGCCAUCAAAGGAAUCUUUACCCCCAAGUUUUGUCAAACUGAUAAACAAGAUCCACAAAGAUGUGUCUCAUUACUGAGUUUUUCUCUGGGCAGGAGGGAGGAAGAAGGGGAGGAACAACAGACUUUUGACAACAUCCAACUUGUUUUCAAACUGCAGAUUUUUUUUUUGCUUUUACCCCAGGAGGGAAGUGUGAAGCCUUUCAUUCCAAAAAAAAAAAAAAAAGCAAGUCAAUUAGGUUGUGUUUUUAAUGCUCUGUCACUUAAUGAGUCACGUAAGCCAGCAGAAUGUUUUUGAUGUGCAAGGAGAUGACCUAACUCCUGUUUUUAGGGGACUAACAUGGACCACAAGCUGCUGUCGUGAGAGAAGUCAAACUGAUGGGUUAGAGAGCAGUGUGGGCAUUUCUACCUGAAAAGAAAAGACAGAAAAUGUUGCAGAGAAAUUUUUUCUUCCCUUUGAAGGUUCGGCAAAUGAUGAUAAAUGAAUGCCAUUCCAUUUCCUGAUGCAGCUGUAUGGGAUUAUUACUGUAAAAAUGAAGUCCACUUCCCUUACUUCUCUCUUUUUUCAUCUCUCUAAUCACAUCAGCCACUGAAUCCUUUACUCUCAGUCCACACCUGAGUCUUUCCUGACACACGCACAUGCAGGCGUGUGUGCACACACAUCAGGGGCAGGCAUUGAAACCAGCCCCUGUCAGCUGUCAAGGCUAACUGCCCAUGGGAGUUGUCCAAACCCACUGAUUGCAUCACAGGCUCGAGGGAGAAAGUCAGAUAAAGGCAGGUUGUGAAGGUGGCACAAUAAAACGAUGAAUAAAGUGGCAGUAAAAUGAGCUGAAUGUGUAAGAUGAGAAGAAAAAAGCUAUCAAUCUCCAGACAAUAUUUAAACUUUCAGAAAUCUAAACUGGUUCUUAGGUUUUCUUUGUCUCAUUUGAGUGUCUCUUUGUUGUUUGUGCCCACUCUUUUCUCUGUCUUCUCUUUCCCAGCUCGUCUCUCUGUGACUUCAGAGGAUGAAUUAAACAGGCACAGUAGCAACGCUUUUCCCUAUCUGCUCUAAUUCAAAUAGGCAGCUCUCUGGCCUUUAUGAACUUUUACAUAAUUUGCAUCAGUGCUUGUGUGUGUCACACCCCUAGUAACUGAAGGGUUUUGCCAAAAACUGAAGGCUUGCUUAAAGGGGCUGUAAAUGUCCACAUUUACAGCUGA
This is a messenger RNA of Pelmatolapia mariae (spotted tilapia), 12427 nucleotides long. Its product is annotated as voltage-dependent T-type calcium channel subunit alpha-1I-like. Gene Ontology annotation, cellular component: voltage-gated calcium channel complex; neuron projection; plasma membrane. Gene Ontology annotation, biological process: positive regulation of calcium ion-dependent exocytosis; membrane depolarization during action potential; calcium ion transmembrane transport. Gene Ontology annotation, molecular function: voltage-gated sodium channel activity; low voltage-gated calcium channel activity. Bases 18 to 6683 code for a protein of 2221 amino acids. The transcript has 35 exons. The record is from RefSeq and is a predicted model, not a curated record. Lineage: Eukaryota; Metazoa; Chordata; Actinopteri; Cichliformes; Cichlidae.